GGUUGGAGUGGGAAGGGGAAUUCGGGUUCCGAGGCGUGGGGAUUGAGUGAUGGUGCAUUGACGGAGAAAAUGGUGGAGAUUGGGGGUGUGGUGGGUAGGGAUCGAGAAUAGAGUGGAUUGGAGCUGGAGGGUGUUGCUGCAGGAGUGAGGGAGAGCGAAGAUGGAUGGGAUGCAGGGAUUUAGGUUUUGAGGUGAGGGAGAAGGAGGCUCGGGGCGGUGCGUGAGGCGUUGAGUGGAGGGACAUCGAGGGUUGCUGGUUGUGGGACUCGGUUGAUAGGAAGAGACGAGCACGACUGAGUGAGUUUGACAGGGGUCUGGAGUUGGGGGAGCUAUUGGGAGAAUUGCAGAGUAGAGAUCUGUGGGGAACAAGUGAGCAGGAGAUGAGGCGAAGAGUGAUGGUUGGUGGGGAGGAGGAGGAAGAGCGGGUAAAGUUUGAGAUUCCUUGAGUAUAGAGAGGGAAGAGCGACCCACAAUGCAGGUCCAUAUCUCUCCCAGCAUGAGACAGAUCAUAAUAUCCACAUCGCCCGGGUUCUUGGAUCCCCUAAAGAUGAAAGGCGCCGCGAGAUACCUGAGUUACCGUUGCAUCUUCUGGACCUUCCUCUUUCUUGCCUUCUCUCUGCCGUUCCUUUUCAUCACCAGCGCGCUCAUCACUCUCGAUGGCGUUCACAACUGCACAUCUCUAGAUUGCUUUGGAAGGAAACUUGGACCCAAGUUAUCGUGGAGAAGACAUGCCACUAAAUUUACGCAGGAUUCGGCAGAUAAAUACUCGGCACUCUUGCAAUACAGAAGCGAGAAGGAACUAACUGAUAUACCAGACACUAUUGAGGCAUUGUUGAUAGAAGCUCGGAGCAAGCAGUAUGACAUGCCAACUCUAUUGCGACGCAUGAAAUCUAUGGUUGAGGUUAAUGAGGAAAAAGUUCGUGCAGCGAAGCUUCAGGAGGCCCUGUACAGGCACUACGCGAGCAGUGGAGUUCCAAAGGGCCUCCAUUGUCUUGCGUUGAAGUUGACUGGAGAAUAUUCAAGUAACGCGCGAGCUCGGCAAGAUCUGCCCUCUCCCGACCUGGCUCCACGGCUGACAGAUCCAGCAUAUCAUCAUCUGGUUGUUGCGACCGAUAAUGUUUUAGCGGCGGCGGUGGUUGUGACUUCAACAAUACGUAAUGCAGCUGAACCUGAGAAGAUAGUUUUCCAUGUGAUUACCGACAAGAAGACGCAUGCAGCUAUGCAUGCAUGGUUUGCGCUCAAUCCUUUAGCUCCUGCAAUAGUGGAAGUGAAAGGAGUGCACCAAUUCGAGUGGCUGAUCAGAGACAACGUGCCCGUAUUGGAGGCCAUGGCAUCUUCUCAGGACGUUAAGUAUUAUUACCAUGGUGACCACACAGCAGGAGCGAACAUUAGUCAGUACUCGCCCACUAUCCUGGCGUCGUACCUGCAAGCGCGUUCCCCGAAAUAUAUCUCAAUUAUGAACCACCUCCGCAUCUAUCUACCAUACCUUUUUCCGGAACUGGAGAAAGUGGUGUUUCUUGACGAUGACGUUGUCGUGCAAAAAGAUCUGAGCCCUUUGUGGGAUUUGGAUCUCAAUGGUAAAGUGAACGGUGCUGUUGAGACUUGCCAUGGGGAUGAUACUUGGGUGAUGUCAAAGACCUUCAAGAACUACUUCAAUUUCUCUCACCCCAUAAUCUCCUCAACAUUUGCUCCAGACAAGUGCGCGUGGGCAUACGGUAUGAAUGUAUUCGAUCUACAAGCUUGGAGGAAAGCUGAUAUUACCCGUGUGUAUCACUACUGGCAAAAGCAGAAUUUGCAACUGAAUUUGACAUUGUGGAGGUUGGGGACGCUACCCCCAGCACUUAUAGCCUUUGAUGGCAAUGUGCACCCAAUACCUGGUAACUGGCAUAUGCUGGGGUUGGGAUAUAAUACGAAUACGAACGUGGAGGCUGUGGAAAACGCAGCGGUAAUUCACUACAAUGGUCAGGCAAAACCGUGGUUGGACAUAGCUUUCCCUCAGUUGAGACCUUUCUGGUCGAAGUACGUAAAUUUCUCAGACAAGUUUAUUAGGCAGUGUAAUAUUCUAGACAGAGCGUAGCUUCUUCUCCAUCCUCUUCUGCGAAUAGAAAAAUUGUGAUCGCCGCUCCCCCGCCUUCCGGUUCUAAGUCCACUGCCUCAGAGAGACACCAAGUUUGUCAGGUUGAAGGCGUUCACGUUAAGAGGCUCAAAAUUGCGGAUGGCGACGCAUGGGUUGUUACCAGAGUUUACAUUGCUGGAUGCGCCAACAAGCGAAAAGGGCCUGUGAUGUACAUGGAUGGAAGGUAUAAUUGGAGACAGGGAUAGCUGAAGAUGGUGCCCUUGCAACGCGAAGGACAGUGCUGAGGUGGAAGGUUGCAGCGGCAUGACCUGUGAUAACGAUCCUUGUCACAUUAUUUGCAACAGCUAUGGGCUUUAUCACUGUUGGAUGUUCCUUGCUAUUCUAGAAACUGAGUCAGCAAGUUCAAUACUGAAGGAGUGUUGUGAAGUGCGUCACCUUGACUUAGGUUCCCAUUGUUGAGUAGAAACAUCCAAAUUGGAAUGUGUAAAACCUUUGUUCUUUCAUUUUUUAUACUUUGGUGGCAAUGCCACCCUUAUCAUGACUA
This is a messenger RNA of Physcomitrium patens, 2621 nucleotides long. RefSeq names its product putative galacturonosyltransferase 13. Lineage: Eukaryota; Viridiplantae; Streptophyta; Bryopsida; Funariales; Funariaceae. The record is from RefSeq and is a predicted model, not a curated record. Gene Ontology annotation, molecular function: polygalacturonate 4-alpha-galacturonosyltransferase activity.